Molecule: messenger RNA, 766 nt
Organism: Orbicella faveolata
Lineage: Eukaryota; Metazoa; Cnidaria; Anthozoa; Scleractinia; Merulinidae
Product: matrix metalloproteinase-19-like
Biological process (GO): collagen catabolic process; extracellular matrix organization; proteolysis
Cellular component (GO): extracellular matrix
Molecular function (GO): metalloendopeptidase activity; zinc ion binding
Source: RefSeq, a predicted model, not a curated record
AUGAAGAAGCCUCGGUGUGGUAUGAGUGAUCCAACCCCAGACAGUCGCUUGCGAAGAUAUGCCACUCUUGGAAAAUGGUUAAAGACUGAGUUGAAAUAUUUCGUCCAACCUGGUCAAGAUCUCUCAGUUGAUAAGCAAGGAAAGAUAUUUGCUAAGGCACUGAAGUUCUGGUCCGACGUGUCUGGGUUGAGAUUCUCUGAAGUCGGUAGCGCCAGUGAGGCAGACAUCAAAAUAAGCUUAAGUACUGUAAUGAUACCUACACCAAAGGUUUACUAUGAGUACACAUUCUCUUUAAUUAGCUUUGGGAGAAAGAGUCACGGUGGCACCAAUGUGGAGGGGACAUGCCUGAAACCAUUCGACGGCCCCGAAGGGAUUCUAGCGCAUGCGGAUUACCCUCAGAGUGGGCGAGCUCAUUUUGACGAGGAUGAGACCUUCACCGAUGGUACUUACAGUGGUACAAAUCUUUUAUGGGUGGCAGUGCACGAAUUUGGGCAUUCCUUGGGCCUGCAGCAUACAAACGUCCGGGGGGCGAUCAUGUAUCCUUACUACACAGGUUACGUCCCUAACAUGAAGCUCCACUCUGAUGACAUUGCUGGUAUUCAAUAUUUGUAUGGUAAGGGAACCCAAGAAGAGCUGUUAUAAAUUUUAGGGUAGUAGGCGAUGGCAUGGUAACAUUAGGCGAAAACGCGCUAAAGAGAGUUUGAGUAAUGCGCUUUCUAUGGCAAACACGUUUUCAAACUGUUUUACCAUAGUUAAUAGAGGGAAU